AUGCUAAUAAGCGAAGGCGUAAAGUAUGGCUACCAUGUCAACAGUGGGAAAUCUUGGUUAGUAAUUAAAGAUCCGUGUGAUAUAGAGAGAGCCACUGAAUUAUUUAAAAGUCACGACAUCAAGAUUACAUCCGAUGGUCAUAGAUUACUGGGAGCUGUCAUUGGAUCUACUUGUUUCAGAGAGGAAUAUGUUAAUAGCAAAGUCUCUACUUGGUGUACUGAGCUCGAAAAUCUAUGCUCUAUAGCGAAGUCGCAGCCACAUCCCGCAUACGCUGCUUUUGUGCAUGGUUAUAAGCACAAGUUUACUUUUUACAUCAGGACUAUUCCAAACGUGGCCCAUUUGUUCCAACCUGUAGAAGAAAUUAUUUGUUCGAAAUUUCUACCAACUAUAUUUGGCCAGGAUAUUUCUCAACUUGAUCGGGAAAUUUAUGCUCUACCCAUACGUAAUGGAGGACUGGGAAUACCACGUAUCCCAGAAGAUGCUGAUUUCGAGCGAAAUACGUCAAAACUGUUAUGUGCUCCACUAUCUGCUUUGAUCAUCAUUCAAGCAUGUAAUCAACUUCCACAAGACGUCGCAAUAGCCAAC
Paramuricea clavata is the source of this 585-nucleotide messenger RNA. Lineage: Eukaryota; Metazoa; Cnidaria; Anthozoa; Malacalcyonacea; Plexauridae. The record is from the annotation of a GenBank genome assembly.